GCUACGUUAGCAUGACGUCGGAACAACAAGUCAGACAGGAAGUGAACUAAAAUGACCACCAUGACCGGCAUGCAUUGUGCGCUACAUCCAUGAUUGUACAGCGAUCACCGGUGAUCGAUUUUGCGCGUGCCUGGCUGAUCUCAGAUGUGCCUGUCGUUGAACUGUAGUAAACUCGAGCAAACCAAACUGGGGUCCUUGGGUCAGAAACAUGGCGGCUUUUAGUAGAUAUCUGACAGCGAAAAACUCCUCCAUCGCCGGUGGCAUUUUGCUAGUUUUGUGCUUGUUAAAAUACAGAACACGGACGCGCAAACAGGGCGGUAGAAAAGGGGGCUCAGAUCUAGUACUGAACACUGAGAAAGAUGUCAAAAAAGACCGUGCAGUGGUGGACAAGGUUUUCUUCCUUCGAAUCAUUAGAAUUCUGCGGAUCAUGGUACCUCGAGUUUUCUGUAUGGAGACGGGCUACCUUUUCCUUAUUGCCUCCAUGUUGGUGGCCAGGACCUACUGUGACGUAUGGAUGAUCCAGAAUGGCACCAUGAUUGAAAGUGCAAUUAUUGGUCGCUCAACAAAAGAUUUCAAGAUCCUCUUGUUCAGCUUUAUAAGAUUCAUGCCAGUUAUAGCCUUGGUGAACAACUUCCUGAAGUUGGGCCUAAAUGAAUUGAAGCUGCGCUUCCGUGAGAGGCUGACAAAGAACUUGUACGACCAGUACCUGCAAGGUUACACCUACUACAAAAUGGGAAACCUGGACAACCGGAUAGCCAAUGCAGACCAGCUACUGACCCAGGAUGUGGAGAAAUUCUGCAACAGUGUGGUGGACCUUUACUCCAACCUCAGCAAGCCUCUGUUGGAUAUUGGUCUGUACAUCUUCAAGUUGGCCAGUGCCAUCGGUGCUCAGGGCCCAACCAUCAUGAUGAGCUACCUGUUGAUCUCAGGGCUGUUCCUGACCAGACUGAGGAGACCCAUAGGCAAGAUGACAGUCACCGAGCAGCGCUAUGAGGGAGAGUACCGCUAUGUCAACUCUCGCCUUAUUACCAACAGUGAGGAGAUUGCCUUCUACAAUGGAAACACGAGGGAAAAACAGACUAUCCUCGCCACAUUCAGGAAACUGGUGGACCACUUGCAUAACUUCAUCUUCUUUCGCUUCUCAAUGGGAUUUGUCGACAGCAUAAUUGCCAAGUACCUGGCCACUGUGGUGGGCUACCUGGUGGUUAGCCGGCCGUUCCUAAACCUGUCUCAGCCCCGACAUCUGCACAGCACACAUUCUGAGCUUCUAGAGGACUACUACCAGAGUGGAAGGAUGCUCCUGAGAAUGUCCCAGGCCCUGGGCAGGAUUGUGCUGGCCGGCCGAGAGAUGACCCGCCUCUCAGGAUUCACAGCUCGUAUCACCGAACUGAUGAAAGUCCUAAAGGAGCUGAACACUGGCAAAUACGAACGCACCAUGGUCUCCCAGCAGGAGAAGGACUCAGACCCUGCAGAGAAUCUCAUGCUGGUACCUGGAAGUGGCCAAAUAAUCAAUAGAGAUUACAUCAUCAAAUUUGACCAUACCCCACUAGUGACACCCAAUGGAGACAUCCUUAUCAGAGACCUCACAUUUGAGGUAAGGUCUGGUACCAAUGUUCUGGUGUGUGGACCAAACGGCUGUGGAAAGAGCUCUCUGUUCAGGGUGCUUGGAGAGCUGUGGCCUCUGUUUGGAGGACAGCUGACAAAACCUGAGAGAGGGAAGCUCUUCUAUGUUCCACAGAGGCCCUAUAUGACUCUGGGUUCUCUGAGGGACCAAGUUAUUUACCCUGACACCAUUGAAGAACAGAGAAAAAAAGGCAUCUCUGAUGAGGUGUUGAAGGAGUACCUGGACAAUGUUCAGUUGGGGCACAUCCUGGACAGAGAGGGCGGCUGGGACAUAGUCCAGGACUGGAUGGACAUCCUCAGUGGUGGAGAGAAGCAGAGGAUGGCUAUGGCCAGGCUGUUCUACCACAAGCCCCAGUUUGCCAUUCUGGAUGAGUGCACCAGUGCAGUGAGUGUGGAUGUAGAGGAUUAUAUCUACAGCCACUGCAAGACGGUGGGCAUCACCUUGUUCACAGUGUCCCACAGAAAGUCUCUGUGGAAGCACCACAAGUUUUAUCUUCACAUGGACGGGAGAGGAAACUACGAAUUCAAGCCCAUCACAGAGGAAACUGAGGAGUUUGGCUCAUAACCGACCUCCCCAGUGACUGCUCUGAUAAAGCCAAUUUGUUAAUUCUUUGCACAUCACACAGAGGUUGUAGCUAAAACUAGAAAAUAAUAUUUUUAAUCAUUUGUAAUUCUGUAUGCUUUGUCUUCUUUUUGUUAUUUAAAGUGUCAUUUUAUUCCUGUCUAAUCAUUAAUUAGUCCAGUGUGAGUAUAAAACACCUGUAAUUUAGAUCGCCAACAUCUAGGUUGUGUUUUUACACCAGUGAGAGAUGACUGAGUGAUGGUGGAAGUCAUCUGUGCAUGCAGUCAUACCUCCCAGCAGUAACAGCCGGUAGAGAUAAGCAAGGUACCACAGGUAUCGUGUCCUCCUGUCCUGCACAGGAUAAUGCUGGAGUUUGUACGCAAGGUGAUACUACAAAAAAAACUACAGGACAGACAGUACUAACUGGAGCUGAACAAACCUUUCCAGAGGCAACUGUAGACUCAGCUGUUUGAUAUGAACAUUUUGAAUCGAGUAAGGCGGUGGAGGGACGUUUGUUUUGUUUCUGACUUGGGAAGCCCUAUCAACCAUCCUACAUACAGGAUCUACGUCCUAAGGAAACUGGAGCAUAUCAGUCGCUCAGACAUUCAGAGUUUGAAAAUCUGAGUUUGCCAAAGAGAACACAGUCUCCCAAGAGAUUUCUCAUAAGAAAAUUUUUUUUUGACUAAAACAACAUGAAAGAUGGAGCAGGGUUUCAUUUAUGCUAAUGAAAGGAGUGUCACUGGUCAGCGUUGCUCUCAGUGCUCCCAGUAGCGGUGAGCCUGUAUAUUAUGACAGGGACAGGGUAAUGCACGUUGUGAAUGCCAGAAUGCCUACACAGUUGAUAUGUGAUUGGCAUGAAGGACCCUGAUAUAUGUAGUAUGACGGCCAGGUCAUGCUUCCAGUAUCGUGUGGACUUGAGGCCUAAUCACACCAUCAUUAAAACAUUAACAUAGCUAAUUUCAGUGGGUUCUCUGCAGUAAAGAGAGCCCACCUUUAAUGGUUACACAAAGUAGGAUCAUACUAAUUGUUACCAGGUUUGUUGUGCUGCACAGUAGGGAUACAGACUGUUCUGCAGUCAGUCAAAAGGCAGCAGUCAAUUCCAAAAGCUCCCUUGAAUGAGCUCCUGUUAUUGUAAGAACAUGUGGAUGAAUUUUGCAGUGACCCUACCGGGUUUUAAGCUACAAAAUCCUGGACUUACUAAUGAUUAUCUUUAAUAUGAAAUCAUGUCAGAGUUUAUUUUCAGUCCAAACAGCUGAUUAAUUUGUUCUCCAAUGUUUUUUUUGUUAAAGUUCUAGGAGUGUUGUAAUAAUUCCAUUUUGCUGUUGCCAGGUGGGGCUGCAUUUCAUUUAACAAAGGCAUGUCAGUAAGGAAACAGAACGCAGUGAAAUCUUCUAGGAUGCUUUUUCUACUUAUCUCAUUAUUCACCUUUUCUGUCUCUACUUUUUUGAUAAUUGUGUAGAUAACUAUUUUCACAUGAGCUCUGUGAAGCUGGGGACUGGGUCUAAAGUGCAAUGAUGGCUUUUCUCAUAUUAUUGCUACUCUUCAUUCAGUCACUAAAAUUUUUGAAACUGUAAAGGAGCCUAACCCAUAGAUUUAAACGCAUAACAGUGCUGUUAGAUCUCACUGAAAAAAUAAACUGUACUAGUAAUGAAUUUUCA
This is a messenger RNA of Monopterus albus (swamp eel), 3843 nucleotides long. RefSeq names its product ATP-binding cassette sub-family D member 3. The transcript has 23 exons. NCBI's taxonomy places the organism in Eukaryota, Metazoa, Chordata, Actinopteri, Synbranchiformes, Synbranchidae. Gene Ontology annotation, molecular function: ABC-type transporter activity; long-chain fatty acid transmembrane transporter activity; ATP hydrolysis activity. Gene Ontology annotation, biological process: long-chain fatty acid import into peroxisome; fatty acid beta-oxidation; peroxisome organization. The coding region runs from base 209 to 2188 and encodes 659 amino acids. The record is from RefSeq and is a predicted model, not a curated record. Gene Ontology annotation, cellular component: peroxisome; peroxisomal membrane.